Messenger RNA from Seminavis robusta, 771 nucleotides. NCBI's taxonomy places the organism in Eukaryota, Bacillariophyta, Bacillariophyceae, Naviculales, Naviculaceae. The record is from the annotation of a GenBank genome assembly.
AUGAGCAAACCACCUCACAACAACAACAAAGCCUCUCCGAUGAAGGAUGGAACCGAUAAUCCUCCGGCGAAGCUGUUGGAUGACACCCCUCCAGGAAAUAGCGGAACUGAUGGUGGUAGUGGAAACCCCCCUCCUCCAGAAACCUUGGAGAGUGGUGAACAGCCAUUGGCUUCCAACAGUACUGAAAAUAAUAUUGACAGGAAGAUGACACCUGAAGAAAAGGCUCAUGCAGAAGAAAGGUGGUUGACGGGAAAUACUGAGCUGCAAGAAUGUGAAGUAGAAGACAGCACUAAACCAACAACGAAAGACGGCAAAGAAGCAGACCACCGAAAACUAGCCGCCACAGCAAGUCACCAGGUUCAAAAAGAUCGCAAGAACAAAAAUGACUACAGCAAGAGUAAUGAUACGAUCAACAUGGAUUCUGCUUCUAGCGCUCUCGCAAACCUCGAAGCGAGGUUUAACAACCCUCAACAAAGUGGUCAGCUAAACUUCCUGCCAAAGGGAAAGCAUUCACACAUCAAAGGAGAUUUGGCAGAAAAGAUUGCAGCAGACAGCAAAAUACCAGCAACGUCAAGCUUCAAAGGAACAAGCCACGACAGUUCUACUUUUGCUGCUCUUUCUUCUGUGGAAGAUCGGCUGAACAACCCAGGACUUUCAUUCUUUCCCUCAAAAUCAUCUGGACAACACUCAAGUGGUAUCAUUCCACCCACAGAACAAGGAUCAAUGCCUAUCUCAUUCUCAACCAUUGAAGCCAACACGGGUGCUACUUAA